Molecule: messenger RNA, 804 nt
Organism: Phanerochaete carnosa HHB-10118-sp
Lineage: Eukaryota; Fungi; Basidiomycota; Agaricomycetes; Polyporales; Phanerochaetaceae
Exons: 1
Biological process (GO): intracellular signal transduction; peptidyl-serine phosphorylation
Molecular function (GO): ATP binding; protein serine/threonine kinase activity
Source: RefSeq, a predicted model, not a curated record
UAUCUGCAGCUACACCAAAGCACCUUCCAGGAUCGCUCCUGGGACGAGAAGAAUUUUGAACGUGGAAAUCUCCAUUGGUUAGCGUGGCACCCGUUCAUCGCAGGCAUGUACGACUGCCUCGCGGACUCGCGCAACCUGUACCUCUUGCAGGAGCUCGCACCACUCGGCACGCUCGAAGCGUACAUUGAAAAGCACGCUCCGCUGCACGCAUCCGUCGCGCAGUUCUACUUCUCGAACAUCGUCGUGGCGCUCGAGCACCUUGCGUCGCUGCACUUCGUGCACGGCGACCUCAAGCCCGGGAACAUCCUCAUCGGCGGCAACGGGUACCUGAUGCUCGCGGACUUCGGGCUCGCGAGCCGCUGGGACGAGCCGCGCGACUGGGAGCACGUCGGCACGCCGAACUACCUGUCGCCGGAGAUCGUCCGGGGAACCAUCGACUCGGUCGCGAAGCAGUGCCUCGACUGGUGGGGCGCGGCGUGCAUCCUGUACGAGAUGGCGACGGGCAAGAUGACGUUCGACGAGCCUGACCCCGGGGAGUUUCUCGAUCAGGAGGCGAUCAGGGACGACGUGAAGGAGCGUGUGCUCGCGGCGCACUAUUACUGGCCAGACCCCGACGCCGUCGACCCGGCGAUGAAGUGGUUCGUGGACGAGAUGCUGAUGUGGAGGUAUGAGCUGCGCCUGGGCACCGUGUGCAAGAGGCUCGAGACGGGCAAGGUUGUGAACUCGGACAUACGCUGUCAUGUGUGGUUCGAUGGCUAUCCCUGGGAGGACAUCGAGAAUAGGACGUAUGCUGUGCGUGCUUCA